AGACGAAACAGUUCGAUCGAGUAGCGCAGAGCUGUGCGGUCUCGAUUGCGCUGUAUUCGACACUUGGUUUUUGCCGAGCGCACAUGAGUCUUCGAAUGAACUAGACGACGAUCCAAGAAACACAUAUAAUAAACGCUAACUCUCAUCUCUGUCUUGAUUUUUAGCUAUUACAUACCUAUAUCGAUUUUUGUCAGGCCUUCGAAGGGAAACAGGUGUGCAUUUCGAUCUCACAGUUCAGUUCAGCGCAGAAAUUUUUAACCCGAUAAUAAUGGAUUUUGCAAAUAGCGACACCGUCAUUUAGAGUAAUUAAUAGACUCCACUCAUGUCGCGCUGAUAGCCGAUAAGAGAUGUCUGGCCAGGCGCAGAAGCCCGACUGGAUUCGGCCGCCGGGUCCGCUUAAAGUUUGGAAAAUCAUCGACGGCUAUGAGAUGAUGAUGGACGGCACCUGGAGUCCCAUCAAGAUAUCAAUCCAGGAGAUACCACCUGAUCGACACGAGGAGGUCAUCCAACACAUGUGUACCUACUUCCUGAACGAUGACCCGGUCUGCAAGAGCUUGAAAACAAAAGAUGAUCCUAAAAGGCUUAUGGAUACCAUAAUGCUCUGGAGACAUUGUCUACAACAAGGUUUAGUCGUCGGUGCAUUCACGAUCGAUUAUUUUGGAAGGCUAUCAAAAUUAGCUGCGGUCAACAUGCUGCUUGUGAUAACAGAUUAUUCGGAGCUUAGUUUAGUAGACAUCGUGAAAAAAUUUUCAUCGCCACUGUCCAUUCGUUUGUUUAAAAUGUAUUACGAGCUGUCGCUUAAGGCGGAUGUCUGCAAGAUCUUCGGAGUGGAUAAGUAUAUUUACGCCACUGGCUUAAGUGUCGCAUAUGCUUAUCGUGGACAAAAGCUUGGACAGCGUCUUUUAGAAGCUAGGACAGACAUCGGAAGGUAUUACGGCAUUAAGGCAACGUCGUCAACUUUCACAUCGCCUGCAUCUCAGGUCCUGGCGGAGCGCGCUGGAUUCAAAGUUGCACACGUACAGUAUUAUGCGAAUCUAGUGAACAGAGAUGGGACACCUGCUUAUCCGGACAUCGAGGCUACGGAUAUGAAGAUCAUGAUCAAAUACCUGGAAUAAUAUGUCAUCCUAUUCCACGAUACUUUUAUAUUACAAUUCCCUUGACGUUUAUUCGAUAUUGAAAUUAUAAUAACUAGUUUUACGAGUAUGAAUGAUAAUUUCGCUUUGAUUGAUUUGGGAUGACUGAAAAUACAGAAUAGUUAUAUUUAAGAUCAAAGAUGGAUUGUAUACGUUCGGGUGCUUCCAAUGCUUUGUAAUGCCUCUUUUUAAUUAUAAUUUUGCAUUUAUACUUUUGAUCGGUUCUUUUUUUAAUGAAUUGUAAAAUAAAUUGUAAAAUAAAUUUAUUUACUACAAUGUAGUACGUAUCAUUUAUGAUGAUUAUAUUACUAAACAAUUUUUCAUUUAUAAACUAACUAUUUGUGAAAUUCUUAUGAGAAGCGAAUUCAUCGCCAUUUCACAGGCAGUUAUAAGUUAUAAGUAAAUAUCAAAUUAAUCAAUUUCAUUCUAUUUUGCAACUAUCGAUAAUUAUAGUUAUCUGAAACCUUAUGGUUUAAGAAGAUUAUAAGUUGAUUUAGAAAAUAAAACUUAUAUUUGAACAAAAAUA
Molecule: messenger RNA, 1659 nt
Organism: Nasonia vitripennis (jewel wasp)
Lineage: Eukaryota; Metazoa; Arthropoda; Insecta; Hymenoptera; Pteromalidae
Exons: 6
Coding region: 348-1115 (255 amino acids)
Molecular function (GO): N-acetyltransferase activity
Source: RefSeq, a predicted model, not a curated record